AUGUUCGCCCGCUCCGCCCUCGCCCGCUCGGCAAACAUCGUCACGCGGUCAAUGUCAUCGACUGCAGUAGGCCGCUCGCAGUGGCUCAAGGACCCGUCGGUCAAAUAUGUUCCCUUCCAAUCCGUCAACCUCCCCGACCGGACCUGGCCCGACAAGCGCAUCACCAAGGCUCCUCGAUGGGCUUCUUCCGACCUCCGCGACGGCAACCAGGCUCUCGUCAACCCUAUGACCAUCGAGCAGAAGCAGCGCGUGUUCAACCUCCUCCUGAAAUGCGGCUUCAAGGAGAUCGAGGCGGGUUUCCCGAGUGCGAGUGAGACGGAGUUUGCGUGGAUCCGCGGCCUGAUCGAGAAGAACCACUGCCCGGACGACGUGUGGCUGCAAGUCCUCUCGCCGGCACGGGAAGAGCUCAUUCGCCGGACAUUCGAAGCCCUCCGCGACGCCAAGAACGUCAUCUUCCACAUGUACAACGCCGCCGCCCCCGUCUUCCGCGAGCAAGUCUUCGGCAACACGCAGCAGCAGACGAUCGACCUCGCCGUCAAGCACGUCAAGCUUGUCCGCCAGCUCGUCGACGAGGCUGUCGCCCGCGGGGACCGCACCAACUGGCAGUUCGAGUACUCGCCCGAGGCGUUCUCGCAGACUGAGCCGGAGUUUGCGGUUGAGCUGUGCAACGCGGUUCAGGAGGCGUGGUUCGCUGGAAAGGACAAGUCGAAGGAGGCGCCCAUCAUUUUCAACCUUCCCGCAACCGUCGAGGUCGCCACCCCCAACAACUACGCCGACCAGAUCGAGUACUUCUGCCGCAACAUCAAGGAGCGCCAGCACGUCGUCGUCUCGCUCCACACGCACAACGAUCGCGGUACGGGCGUCGCCGCGUCGGAGCUCGGUCUCAUGGCCGGCGCCGACCGUGUCGAGGGCUGCCUCUUCGGCAACGGCGAGCGCACGGGCAACGUCGACCUCGUUACGCUGGCGAUGAACAUGUACACGCAGGGCGUCUCGCCCGAGCUCGACUUCUCCAACCUCGAGGAGUGCAUCGAGGUCAUCACCUCGUGCACCGACAUCCCCGUCCACCCUCGCGCGCCUUGGGCUGGAGAGCUCGUCUUCACGGCGUUCUCGGGCUCGCACCAGGACGCGAUCAAGAAGGGCUUCCACUACCGCAAGAAGGACGAGUCGAGGCCUUGGUCGAUCCCGUACCUCCCUGUCGACCCUGCCGACAUCGGCAUGACCUACGAGGCCGUCAUCCGCGUCAACUCGCAGUCGGGCAAGGGCGGUGUCGCGUACCUCGUCCAGCGCGCUCUCCAGCUCGACCUCCCGAAGAAGAUGCAGCCCGCGUUCUACGCCGUCGUUCAGUCCAUCUCGGAGCGCACCGCCAAGGAGAUCACCGCCGAGGACAUCGAGAAGGCGUUCCGUGCGGCGUACUACGUCGGCAAGGACUACAACGGCCGCUUCAACCUCAACGACUACUCCUUCGCGACCGGCCAGGACGGCAAGAAGACGUUCAAGGGCUCGAUCACCGACAACGGCGACAAGAAGUCGAUCGAGGGCGACGGCAACGGUCCCGUCUCGGCUCUGCUCAACGCCCUCAACUCGACUUGGGACGGCGGCAAGCACAACCUCGAGGUCAAGGAGUACAGCGAGCACGCCAUCGGCGCAGGCUCGGACGUCAAGGCUGCGUCGUACGUCCAGCUCGUCGACAAGACCUCCGGUCGGUCCGUCUGGGGUGUCGGCGUCUCGACCGACGUCACCGAGGCGUCGCUCAAGGCCGUCCUCUCUGCCGCCUCGAACGCCGCCGUCCCCUCCGACCGCCGCUACACUGAGAUCGAGGACAUCGUCAUCGGCGGACGCGUCUGA
Rhodotorula toruloides NP11 is the source of this 1845-nucleotide messenger RNA. Its product is annotated as 2-isopropylmalate synthase. Gene Ontology annotation, biological process: L-leucine biosynthetic process. The transcript is spliced from 5 exons. Gene Ontology annotation, molecular function: 2-isopropylmalate synthase activity. Gene Ontology annotation, cellular component: mitochondrion. The record is from RefSeq and is a predicted model, not a curated record. NCBI's taxonomy places the organism in Eukaryota, Fungi, Basidiomycota, Microbotryomycetes, Sporidiobolales, Sporidiobolaceae. The coding region runs from base 1 to 1845 and encodes 614 amino acids.